UUCUCAGGUUUUUAUUUAUGUUUUUGCAAAAUGCCGGACAAACCAGUCGACGUUGGACCGUUCGAAGAGAUAGACGUUUGUUCUGCUGAUUUUAUUCAAUAAUUACUAUGGCUUACAUACAAAUUCUGUUGAUCGCUGCGUCUGUCAGCCUGGUGUGGGGUCAACGACCUUUCUUCGCUGGUUCCCGGCCCAUUGGAUACCCUGAGGUAGAGAGGCCAUCGACGCCUGCAGACCAACUUGGAAAUCGGUUCGGCGAAGGAACCACACAAAGGUUACCAAUAGAAGCUAACGGUGAUAGAGAUUUAGUUGACAGAUUAAGCAAACUACCCAUAGACAAGCAGCCGUUCUGGUUUAUCAACUGGCAGGCGAUAGAAGCCCAUAGACAACAACCGCAGUCUUAUCCAAUCAGACCUAAUCCAUUCGCUGAAAAUCCACUUGUUCCCAAUAACUCAGGUAGCUUCAACACUGCAAAUAAUCUAGGCAACAGAAGUGGUGACUCUAAUAAUGCACCAGUGACUACCACUUCGACUGUGGCUCCAACGACGGUGAAAGCCAUUCCGCCUAGUACUAUCGCUAGUACUCUCUUAAAAAGUGAACCAACAGCAAGUACUUCAACUAAGGACGUAACAGAAAAGAAGCCUGUGAAUUAAAUAAUUUUCAAUUACAUAUGAAGUAGUUAAGUCUAAUUUAACUGAACUUGUAAUCAAAUUUUAAAAUAAAUCAUUUUGUUUAAUUA
Papilio polytes (common Mormon) is the source of this 736-nucleotide messenger RNA. RefSeq lists its product as uncharacterized. NCBI's taxonomy places the organism in Eukaryota, Metazoa, Arthropoda, Insecta, Lepidoptera, Papilionidae. The coding region runs from base 108 to 650 and encodes 180 amino acids. The record is from RefSeq and is a predicted model, not a curated record. The transcript has 3 exons.